Molecule: messenger RNA, 3987 nt
Organism: Closterium sp. Yama58-4
Lineage: Eukaryota; Viridiplantae; Streptophyta; Zygnematophyceae; Desmidiales; Closteriaceae
Source: the annotation of a GenBank genome assembly
AUGGAGAUUGACGCCGUUCAUCUGUGCGGGUUACCAGGGGGGUUACAGGAGACCUCAUGGUCAGUGGUAGGCACACGGAAGGAACCGCCUGGGGUGUUCAUAGGGGCGUCGAGAGUCGACGAUUCCACCGUCCUGCUCUCCAGGCAGUCGGACGGCUCGUCCACGUUCUCCGUGUCCUCUCGGACCCGGCUCCGCGCAUGGCCUCUGGGUCCGCCCACGCACCGCUUCGCGUCCCCGUGCGUCUCCGACCGCGCGUCCCGCCACCACUACGCGCUGCUCCAGGGGAGUGCGGACGCGCCAGCGGCGGAAGCGCCAGGGGCGGGCGCGCCAAGGGCGGAUGCGCAGGUGCUGGCGAGCUGGCCUUUCGGCGCGUCCUCCCUUGCGCCCUCCUUGCUCCUGCACAAGACAGGCGCGGCGGACGGGUGCCACGUGGUGGAAGCUGAUAGGCCGAUCGUCCGCCUCGCUUCUCCCUUCCCUGUCGUAUACUCUCCUUUUCUCACACUCCGUCUCCAACCUCUGCCGUUCCUGCUCCGUUCCCCUCCCCGCCCAUCCUACACAACACCAGACGCGACGAAGCCUGCAGCCGAGACCACACCUGCCACCGCCGCCACCGCUACCACCACCACCACCUCUCCCCCCGUCCCGCCGUCUGGGGGUGUUCUCGCCCUCUGCGCGGAUGGCUCCAUCCGAACCUACUCGCCGGACCUCUCCCUGACCUUCUCGCUCACCGAGCCUGCGGACGGACCUAAGAUUCGCGUGGAGGCCUCAGGAUCGGGGAGCUGGUUUGGGCACAAGGGGGAUGGGAAGCGGGGGAAUGAGUGGGUUCUGGCCGUAGUGGGUGUGGAGGAAGGAGAGGGAACGAGCGAGGGAAGCGGCAGGGGCGGAGCGGCAAGGGUGGUGCGGGUGUACCAUGUGGCCUUUGGGGCGGCGGGUGAUGCGGCCAUGGCUGAUGUGGAUGUCAUGGCACGAGGCGACGGGCAUGGGGAUGUGCCUGUAGUGAAGGUGACUCUAGUGAAGGCCUUCAGAGUCAGGAACCCUAGGCAGGAAAGUGAGGAGGAGGAAAAGGAGGAGGAAGAGGAGGACGAGGCAGGAGGGGAGGAAGCAGGGCGUGCAGUGGUGUCGCUGUGCGUGGGUGAUGCAGGCGAGAUUAUGCUCCUAUGGAGUGAUGCCACGUGGCAGUGCUUCCCCAACACCAUCCCACCCCAAGCCCCGUCACCUGACACCUCCAAGGACUCCCCCACUCCCCCCGCUUUCCUCGAAGCAUCCCUGACACGAAGCCUUGCAGUGACGGCAACGCAGGUGGUACCUGGGGGCGGUGCCACUCACCACCCAAACUCAAAGCCCUCGUCUGCCCAUGCGAGGGUGACAGCAGCAGCCAUGGCUGCAGUGCCUGGGACCCGUUACUGUCUUGUACUCGCUGCCAAGCCCCCUUCUCACACCAAACUCACUGUGAGCACCACAGGCAAUGCAGCCCCCGCUCACCUGCCGCUCUAUGCCAUUGCCUUGGAUACCCUCUUUGGCUGUGUGCACGCCUGCACCCCUCUCCCCUCCUCCUGCUCCCUCCCCGCCUCCCUCCCCCCCUCGCCCCUCCCCUUGCCGCUUAUUCACGCGGAAUGGGUGGGCCCCUCCCCAGAAGACGCCUCCCUGCUGGUUACCACGCCAACCGCACUGCACUCCUUGCAUGUGCACUGUCCCCCACUCUCCCUGGCCUCCGUUCUAGGGGCUUUCCAACCCGCUGUGCCCCUGCUCUUGCCCACCGAACCUGCUGCCGAGCCUGCUUCCGGAGCAGCCAGGACUGAUUCGGCAAAAGUACGGGGGGUGCCUGCAGGUGUCGUGACUGCCGGGUGGGGUGGUUUGGCUGCUUCUGCUGCUAGGGCGGCUGGUUUGGCGCUAGCAGACAAAUCUGGGCCGGGCCACAGCAACCCACUACAGCCGACUGGGUGGUUUGUGGGGCCCACUCUGCACGACUCGGGAUUGGUGAAGAACCUUCCAGGAAGGAACGUGUCAAAAGAGAGCCAGCAAGAAGAGGAAGUGGGAGGAGGGUUGAAGCCAGGAGUUGGGCAGGUGAAGCAGAAACGGAAGGAGAAGAAAAGGGCAAGGAAGUCGCGUGGGAAGGCGCGGUUUGGAAGGUUGCACAUGGAUGUGCAGCUGUCCCGCGCUGCGGACGGCAAUGGGCGGCAGUGGCUGUCCUUUGUGGGGAGCGAGGCGGAGAUGGCUCUGCUGCAUGCGCUGGAGGGUAUGGCUGUGAGGGACGAGCAGGGGGUGGAGGGCGGGAAGAAGAUAGGCAGUGAAGGUGUUGAGGACGGGCACAGGCUGGCCCGUCUCAUCCUGGACUGUGCCAAGCAGCUGACUGAGGAGAGCGGGCUCACACCCCCAGCUGCCGCAGCAGCCAUGGCUGUUCUCAGUGUCGACCACCAGCCGCUCGCCGCGGCAGUUUGUGAAUGCGUGCGGCUGUUCUCGCCCUCGGUCGUGUCAGCGCUGACUCAGCACGCGCUGGCACGCUCCCACCGCAUGCCGCUCCGAGCCAUUGUCAGCUCCGGCCAGGUCACGUCAGCGCUGUGCCCGAACCUGGUGCCGAGCCUGGUGGCUCAGCGGGAGGUGCUGUUACUGGAGGUGUGUCUGGUGCACAUGGGAGACCUGCCCCCCAGACACCUGGCUCUCAUUCUCCGCUUGCUGCUUGAUGAUGCCUUGGCUGCCAGUGAGCAUGCGGGCGAGCGGCAGGCAGGCAGCGAUGCAGAGAAAGGGAGAAGUGCAGAUGAGGAGGAGGAGACGGUGGGUGGGAAGGUAGGAGGGGUGCAGAAGGGUGGUCAGGGAUUUGUGAGCAGCAGGGUGGCGGAGUUGAGGAGGCUGAGGGGUAAGAGGGCCGUGGCAGAUGUGCGUUCAGUGCUGGUUGAUGCUGCUCUGCAGUCAAAGAAAGCCAUUCUGAGGUCCCAUGCCAAGCUUCAGUCCUCGCUGGCAGCUGCGCUGACGUCGUCUGCUGAGCUGGACGCGUUCACUGACGCCGAGCUCAUCCUCCACACAGUUGUCGCCGUCCCAUUCGACGAUACGAUUCUCGCAGCUGCCCUGGCGCCUCUCUCCCUGCCGCACGUCCGCUUCCUCUUCUCAUACUUAGCCAAAUGGGUCGACGUGUACGCGGCUCGGGGAUUCGCUGUUGAGCUUCCUGCCUACUCUGUCUUCGGGGCCCGGCCGUUCCUCCCGGUUCCACGCUUGGAAAGAAUCUUCGCGUGGGUGUCGACACUGGUAGAUUGCCACAUCACCCGCCUCCUCAUGCUCCCGGAUUGCUUGGAGCCAAUCGCGCGUCUCCACCGGUGUGUCAUGCAGCAAGCAGCGGUGGAUAGGAGGCUCACUUCUGUGGUUGGGUUUGUGCCGCACAUUCUGGCGGGGUUGCCUCUCCCAGAGAAGCACCCUAAUGGGUUUGGUGGUGGUGGUGAUGGUAUUGUGGGUGUUGAGGAAUCUGGGCUGACUGUCCAAGUUGUGGAGUUUCCAGGUCAAGCGCCGCGCAGCGGCGUGCAGGCGUCCAAGGUGGAGAGCGAUGGCGAGAACUGGUGGGAGAAGAACAUGCCGCCCAACAUGAGAGACCUCAACUCUACGCACGAAUUCGUGGAGGCCCUGGGCGAAGCGGGCGACAAGCUGGUCGUGGUUGAAUUCUUCGGCACCUGGUGUGGCGCCUGCCGAGCCUUAUAUCCCAAGCUCUGCAAGCUAGCACUUCAGUACCCGGAUGUUUUGUUUCUGAAGAUCAACUUCGACCACAACAAGCCGUUAUGCAAGAGCCUCAACAUUCGCCUCCUACCCAUGUUCCACUUCUACCGAGGAGCAGAGGGCCGCCUAGACGCCUUUUCUGCCUCCAUUGCCAAGAUUCAGAAGUUGAAGGACGCCCUGGCAACCCACAGCACAGACAGAUGCUCACUGGGGCCACCAACCGGACCUGAGCUGAUUCUCCAUCCCGAUGCACCUGUUGCUGCCCCUGCUGCAUCUAAAUUGUCAUGA